Dendrobium catenatum is the source of this 417-nucleotide messenger RNA. Its product is annotated as 50S ribosomal protein L15-like. Gene Ontology annotation, molecular function: structural constituent of ribosome. Gene Ontology annotation, cellular component: mitochondrial large ribosomal subunit. The annotation marks the transcript as partial. NCBI's taxonomy places the organism in Eukaryota, Viridiplantae, Streptophyta, Magnoliopsida, Asparagales, Orchidaceae. The transcript has a single exon. The record is from RefSeq and is a predicted model, not a curated record. Gene Ontology annotation, biological process: translation.
AUGUGGAGGCGAAUCUCUCUCCUCACCAAACCCCGCUUGCGCUUCACCUCCUCCAUCCCAAUACCAAUCAAUUUUUACAAUAACCACCUCGCCAAAACCCUAACUCCUGCCUUUCCAUCUCCUCUUUCGGUUUCCAAUGGCUUGGAGCGGGCUUCCUUCAGUACUGCUAUGGGUUCGUCGCCGGCAAUAGAGAGUCUGUUGAAGCUGAAUGAUCUGAGGGAUAACAAGGGGGCGAGGAAGAAGAAGAAAAGGAAGGGGCGGGGAAUCGGGUCCGGGAAAGGUAAGACGGCAGGGAAAGGUCAUAAGGGUCAGAGGGCGAGGGGAGGAAUAAAACUAGGAUUCGAGGGUGGCCAAACUCCCCUGCGCCGCCGAUUGCCUAAGCGCGGAUUCAAGAAUCCAUUUAGUCUUACUUUCCAG